UCCCUCCGCAGAGACGUUCCAGGAAGGAGCCAUGGCUAAAGUCAUAGGGGUCCGUCACGCGGCACCCAGGCGGUGGGCCUGCUCCUUGGCUGCCCUGUCCCUGCUGUGCCUGGCUGUCCAAGCAGUCCAGAAAGCAGACCUCAGUGCGGAUUCCACGGUGGCUACCAUCAACCACUCUUUGUCACUGCUACAGCGACUACAAGAGCUCCUGCACAACGGGAAUGGCAGUGACACCACCCUGCGGGUGCACACAACUGGCUCUGAUGAAAUCAAGGUUUUUUACACCCACCAGUUGAUGCUCAGUUUGCAGAGUGAGAUCUUUGAGAGCCUUCUGCACAACCAAACAAUCCUCACACUGCAUGAACCACCUGACAGUGCUGCCCUCUUUGAAAAGUUCAUCAGAUAUCUGUACUGUGGUGAGAUCUCCAUCCUCCUCCACCAAGCCAUCCCUCUUCACCGACUAGCCAGCAAAUAUCGUGUCUCCAGCUUGCAGCGAGGGGUGGCUGAGUAUAUGAAGGGCCACCUGGCCAGUGAGUCGAACCAGGGCCAUGUGGUGGGCUGGUACCACUAUGCAGUCAGGAUUGGGGAUGAGGCUCUGCAGGAGAGCUGCCUCCAGUUCCUGGCCUGGAACCUCUCUGCUGUGAUGAGCAGCGCUGAGUGGGCCUUGGUGAGCAUAGACCUGCUGCUGUUGUUGCUUGACCGCUCCGACCUGGUCCUGCAAAGCGAACUGGAGCUGUACACGGCUGUCGAGGAGUGGGUUGCCACCCACCAGCCCGAGGACCCUGUUGUGGCCAAGAUGCUGAGGUCUGUGCGCUACCCUAUGAUCUCCCCCAGCCACCUCUUCCAUCUGCAGAAGCAGUCUCCAGUGAUGGUGAAGCAUUACAGAGCUGUGCAGGACCUGCUCUUCCAAGCCUUCCAGUUCCAUUCUGCUUCCCCAAUCCACUUUGCCAAAUACUUUGACGUCAACUGCAGCAUGUUCCUGCCUCGCAAUUACCUCUCGACCUCUUGGGGCUCCCAGUGGGUCAUUAACAACCCAGCCCGAGAUGACCGUAGCACUAGUUUCCAGACCCAGCUGGGGCCUAGCAACCAUGACUCUGCCAAGCGGGUGACCUGGAACGUCCUCUUCUCCCCACGCUGGCUCCCAGUCAGCCUGCGCCCUGUCUACUCUGACUCUGUCUCUGGGGCCAUACAGUCCAUCAGGAUUGAAGAUGGGCGCCCACGUCUGGUUAUCACACCAGCCACAACUAGCUCUGACUUUGCUGGGGUCAGUUUCCAGAAGACCAUUCUGGUUGGAGUAAGGCAGCAGGGCAAAGUCUUUGUCAAGCAUGCCUACAGCUUCCACCAGAGCACAGAUGAAGUGGCCGACUUCCUGGUGCAUGCCGACUUGCAGAAGCGCACCUCUGAAUACCUCAUCGACAACUCUCUGCACCUUCAUAUCAUCAUCAAGCCAGUCUACCACUCGCUGAUCAAGAUCAAGAAGUAGAUGCAAGUAGGGGGCGGGUAGGAGCUGCUAGUUUGUACUGCAGAAUGGCAUCCCAUCCACCAUCCUGUACAAGCUGGCUGACACAGGCACUGCAUCUUGCAAUCUGUGUGCCAGAGAGGCCCACAGUGCUCCUCGCACACAAACAUCUUUUGCACCUGCAAAACUGGGGACUUCUUUUUUAGAUAGCUGGGCAGUUAAAACAGUUAAAGUCAUGGGAGGGUGGGAAUCCCCUUAUCUCUAUUUCUACUGCUUACGUUUAGCUCUUUUCCCUCUUCUUUUAAGGAUCUCAGGUAGAACUGGAGAAUCUCAGUGGUGCUUUGGAUUAGGUGGUUCUCAAAGACAUACCUUUAGCAAGAGCUUUGUCUUCCUUAUCUUCUUAGAACCUGGCUUAUGCACUCUAUGUCUUCACCAUGAGGUGGUAUUUCAUAGAAUUGUCGGAAGGUGACAGACCUAGGCAAAGAACCAAACAUCCUGGUAGAGUAAGCCCCUUUGUAGUAAUAUUUAAUGUUUUCCUUGUCAUCCUCAUUUGCUUAUAAAUGCAAGUCUACAGCCUCCCCCAAGGUCCCCUAAUAGGUUUGACACCACCUGGAAAGAGCUUCAAGAAUUUGUCAUGUGUGAAGCAAUAUACCAACAGAACCAUCUCUUUAUCAUUGGAAGAUGGUCCUCCUCUAAGAAUUUCAGCUAGAGACAGACAAUAGUUUUUAAGCGUUGAAAGUGGCAUUGUUGCCUUUGUUGUAUACAGAUGUAUUUUUUUCUGCCCCAUCGUCAUGUCUAGUCGUGCAGGUUUCUUGAAACAGUACCAAAAUCUACACAGCUUCUUUACUAAAUGUGAAAAUAGGGUGAGUGGACACACCAUAGAUAAUGAUAUCUUUAUCAUUCCACCUUCGGCAGUCUGAAAAAAUUAUUAACCAGUUCCAAACCUUAACUUUCACCAAUGGGUUGACUCCAUAUUUUUCACAUGCAAGUUGUUCUUCCUAGUAUAGGCACACAUUCUUAAUAUUGAGGGAGAAAUGAUUGGGGGAACUAUUUGUGGCUAUAGUUCUGAUUAUGUGGGCAUGGAUGCCAUGGAGUCAUAAUAAUUACUAGCUUGGUCAAGGAAGACUGGAUUUACUCCAGAAUGGCCUAAUGAAUGCUGUGAUUCUAUAUAUAUCAUGAUACCUUAUGGCCACAAACUCUAUAAGGGAGAUGCAUAGCAAUGGCUGAAACCUCAUCUGAAACUGGGGGAGGGGAUGGGGCAGAUCAGAAGGAAUUGCAGACUGUGGGGUAGGUAGAGGUAUGGCGCUUUAUAUAUGAACAGGAAGUGUGACAACAAGGUGACCAUAUGAUAUUGCUUUGAGACAGGAGUGUUUCCCAAUCUUGCUUGCAGCAUCCUUUCUGCUCAUGGAGUUCUUCAUGAGUUUUCCUGCUCACAUGAGUUCUCAUUGUCUUCUACCAAGCUUCCCUUCCAUGGCCUAGUCCCACCACACAGCUCCUAUCACAGCCUGACAAGUAGCUCCUUCCAUCCCAUUGUUAUUCUUUCCCCCAAACUAUCCCUUUUCCUAAUAUCCCAUUGCUCCUCUGUCUUCAGGCUAUCCAAGUUGCUUCCAUUCCCCACUUUCCAGGUAGUGGCUGUUGCGUUUGCUCCAAUGGUGGAUCCCUCCGCAAUGUUGAAUUUGCAAGCAUUCCAGACCUUUCUGUUCCCUCCACACCUCUUCAGCCUAUGGUUGCUGCUGGCAUUCUAAAACUACUUCUGUUGCACAAAGAAGUAUAAGAGGAGAAGGGUAGGAAUAAGGUCAUCUUUGCGUUGGUUAUGAAUUGUAACUAAAAUACCAUGAAUUCUUUGGAAAAGAGGAGAAAGAACAACAGUGUAUUGGGGGGGGGGGGUGUAUGUGUGUGUGUUUGCGUCCAUAGCUCAGUAGCAGAGCACAUGCUUGGCUAGAGAAAAGUGACCAGGAAGACAAAAGAAAUCUGAUAGGUGUCCGUCAAAAUAGGAACCCUGUUCAUACAACGUUACGUUGUACCUGUGUGCAGAUGUCUAUAUGCAUUGAGCUGGUUCAGAAGAGCAUCUGCUGGCUGAUGUGUGGAGGGUGGGGAUGCGGUGAGAACGCACCCAGACCCGCCCUGACAUCACUAAAGGAUGUCCCAGUGUGCUGCCGGGAUGUCCUUUAAUGGUGUGAGGGGCCAUAAAUCUAAAAUCAGGUAGAUUUAGGGGCAUCUAAAUUGCCCCUCUAUAUGCACUCCAGAAACACUGAUUAUAUGUAUCUAAAUCUAAAUCACUUGUCUUUUGUGACUAAAGGAUGUCCCAGCACUGCGUUGGGACAUCCUUUCGUGACAUCAGGGUGGGCGUGCUCAUGCUUUGUCCCCACCCUCAGUGCAUGAGCUGGGCUGUGUUCAUCUGAACUGGCCCAUGUACAUCUUUUUCUGUGAAUGACUGUACACGUGCUCACUUAAAGAAUGAACCUGGGUACACCCCCACCCCACCCCAUCAAAUGUAGGGUACAGAUAGAAAGUGCACUACUGUACAUGUGUUGAACAUAACUGUAUGUGUGUACAGAUCUAUGCAUGUGCACACUGGCUGACAUUCCCUGCUGCAGCUGUAUGGCGAUGGAGGGAAGUAUGGGGAUGCUGCUGCGAAUUCCUAAAGCAGUGAAGAUGUUGCUGCCAACAUGUGGGCCUAAAGCAGCAUCCCUGGAGUUGUCCUCAUUCAAUAGUACAAUGGUGAAAGACUGAAGGGGUGUUGCUUUCAGGCUCACAUAUCAGCAGCAGCAUCCUUGCUGCUUUAAGCAUCCGCAGCAGCAUCCCUGCACCUCCCUCCAUCACCAUACAGCUGUGGGGAAUGUUGGCCACCAUGUGUUGAACUUUGUAACAUGUAAAAUAGGCUGAGGGAGGACCUGAAAUCUUGUUUCAGCCAUCACUGACCUGAGGCUAAGGUGUGUCUGUGUGAGAGAGAAAGAAAUGGAACAUCUUGCUUUUGGUCUGUGUUGGGUGAAUGUUUGAUGCAGCUAAUGGAGACAUCGCAAAGGGCCAGCCUGCCAAUCAUGAAAAUGACAGCCAUCAUGCUUAGGGUGUUUGCCUCUUCAGUCAACCACCCUGAGCGGGAAGAGUGUGACUGGGAGGGUGAUUGAUGCACUAGAAACAUGACAGGGGCAAGACUUCCGAACACACAUCGCAUGUUGUAAGCAUGCAGAAUGGCUGAACAAGGCUACACUUGCGUGCCAUUAAUAAAAAGGUGGUGCAGGGGGUGGGGGACCUGGUUGGGAAAUUCCAAAGCAGCUGAGAGAGAUUCCUGCCUGCAACCUUGAAGAAGCCUCUGCCAGUCUGGGUAGACAAUAUUGAGCUAGAUGGACCCAUGGUCUGACUUGGUAUAUGGCAGCUGCCUAGGUUCCUAAGUCUUGUUGUGCCCCACCCAGCUGCUUAGGAUGGGACUUGUACUGCAGACCUACCAGUACACCAUCACAAAACAUGUGAUAUUUUGUGAUGCAAUAUGGGUUCGGAGGUCUUGCCCCUGGCACGUUUCUAGUUCAUGAACCAAUGCCGCAUGAAGAUACACCAAUACAAAUGUUUAGCAGCAGAGUGUCAGGCACUGGGACAGGAGUGACCCUGACUCUAUGAUAUGCCCAAAGAGAGUAUGGCUAAAAUCAAACUCACGACAAGGCCUAGUCCAGUUCAGAUUUGUAUUCCUGAAAUGAUGUCAGCCUUCAGAGCUGGAAAGUCCUAUUGAGAAGGAAGCAAGAAUGGAAAGGAUUCUAGCAUGGGCAUCUUAUUUGGCUAGGGGGCCACUCAGUAGCUGAACCAGUCCUGUAAUACAGGUGAUUUUAGAGGGAAACUGAGACUGUUGACGUCAGGCAGGAAAAAGGUAGGUAGUGCUCCUGUGCAGACUCCAGUGCAAUAUGUUGGGAACAGCCAUUCUAAGAGCAUUCUAAAGAACCAAGGGUUUCUACAAGCCUAUAUUUAGCCUGCUGCUAGCCCACCCCUGCCUAGGAAUGUUGGUUUCAAAGACUGCAGGUGUCAGCUGGAUGUGAAGCAGGUAUUUGGCAGGAACCAAGUCCUACAAGCCAGAUUCAGCAGCAGCAACAAAUAUUUUAUAUGCCCCCACCCUACCCUGUCUCAGCUCACUAGGCACACAAAAGUCAACAUUUGUAACUCCAUCAUACACCAUUUGCCAGUUCUUAUGGCAACAUUUUUUGAAUAAAGCUUUGCAACAUUCAACCCAAUGGAAGGGUACCCAGAAAUUCUGUAUUAUCUCAGAGAUGUCUACUAUCCCGUCAGCUAAUUGGGCAAAGAGGCACCUUUUAAAGUGGUGGCUGUCUUAUAUUUAGCAGGGAAAAGCAACUGACCCUAUACAGACUGGCAUAGCUUCUCUCCAGUGGCAGUUGCUGGUAUCUCUCUUGUGUCUUUUUAGGAUUGCGAGUCCUUUUGGGACAGGGAAUUGUUUUCUCACACCUUUUAAUGAUGUAAAACACUUUGAGACCUUUUGUUUGUUUGUGAAAGAAGUGAUAUAUUAAUAUUUUCAAUAAUAUAAGUAAUAUCCCUUCACGUAACCAGCAUUAAUUUCUGAUUGGAAAGGAGCUAUUGUCUUGUAUUGAUACAGGGUCCACUAGUUCAGGGGCAUAGAACUGCAGUUUUCUUUCCCCGCAGAUUGUCACGAUACCUGAAGCCACAUGAAAGCAUUGCCCCUUCCUAUUCCCAGAGCCCUACUUCUCCAAGGAGUAUUCUAGAAAAGUGCUAAUUUAAAAGAUUCCAGUUUAUUGAAAUGUAUUUGACUAAUUAAUGUGAUGCAAAAAUAUAGCCUACAGACGGA
Molecule: messenger RNA, 6263 nt
Organism: Hemicordylus capensis (graceful crag lizard)
Lineage: Eukaryota; Metazoa; Chordata; Lepidosauria; Squamata; Cordylidae
Gene: BTBD17
Product: BTB domain containing 17
Exons: 3
Coding region: 32-1483 (483 amino acids)
Molecular function (GO): protein binding
Source: RefSeq, a predicted model, not a curated record